AUGGCUGAUCCGUCCGCUACUACCCAAGGCGGCAGUCCGACAGCCGCUGCCCCCUCCGCCGCCCAGCGGAAUCCAUUAACCGCCUCCGGCAAGACUGGGAUACGGAGCAAGUACGCCCCCAAGGCAUGUCAAGAGUGCCGCCGUCGCCGUGCAAAGUGUGAUGGCGCAAAUCCAACAGCAUGUUCUCGAUGCGUUGGUCGCCAAUUAACAUGUGUCUACACCACCGAGGAAGACGCUCGCGGAACCGCCCCCAAGUCAUACGUGCGUCUAUUGCAAGCUCGGAUUAGUGUCUUGGAAAAGGUCCUAUGGCUGCAUUCAAUCGAUGUCGACGCUUCUGCCGCCCAGUUGAUGCAGCAGAACACUGUGCCCGCUACAGCCACGUCCUUGACUACUGGCGGCUCAACCGCCGCUUUUGAUCAGCUCCGUGAUGCUUUCGAGGGCAUCCUUUCUCUUGAUGAGUCGCACAACUUUGACCAGGAUGGAGAAGCACGAUAUUUUGGCCCGGCGAGCGGCCGUCUUGAUUUCAAGAAGUGCCAUGACGAAGCCGGCGACUCUCCAAAAGAGUACUCCCCACUACCAGAAGACCUCUAUGACCAGACUCUAGGUGCUCAACAUGGCGUCAAUGAAGAGCUUGAAGCCCACCUUAUCGAGCAAUACUUCACGUGGGAACAACCAUGGUUACAGGUCGUUGAUGAGGCUCUAUUUCGUGAGAGCAAAGACAAUAACGGUCGAUAUUUCUCUCCUCUAUUGCUCGACUGCAUCCUAGCCAGCGGCUCCCGGUUUUCGGACCGAACCGAGAUUCGUUCUGACCCGAAUGAUCCCAACACGGCUGGUCGUCUCUUUCUUGAGACGGCCGAAGUUCUUCUGCAUUUUGACCUGAAGCGGCCAAGUAUCACGACGAUUCAAUCAUUGGCUAUUUUAGGCACUGUCUAUCAUGCCUUUGGUCAAGACGCCGCAGGGUGGCUACACUCUGGGAUGGCAAACCGACUGAUCUUGGAUAUGGGACUCCAUCUUGACCCAGGCUCCUUGGUUGUUUUGGGCUCUAUGACAACAGAGGAGGCCGAGCUUCGGAGACAAAUCUAUUGGUCGUUGUAUUGCGUGGAUAAGUUAGCAGCCGGCUACACAGGACGCGUCUGUACCAUGCUCGACUUCCAGGCGGCCGUUGGUAUGCCAAUGGUACCAACACAUGCUCGAAAGCGUGAUCAUCGACACACGUUGUAUGCUGCCAAUCCGGAACGUUUGAUAUCCCUACAAACUGACUUGAUCAAGCUGUGCCAGAUUUUGGAAAAGAUCAUUUUGAACCUGUAUGCUCCAAAGAGGCUAUCUCUUGUUGACCAGAGAAGGGAUUUCUUUGACUCGUGCCUCCUUUCCCUUAAAAGUUGGUUUUAUGGCCUGUCCACAGAACUCAAACCCGUCCAAGGCGGAGCUCCUAAUCAGUUCCCCCAAGCGUAUACUCUGUGUAUGGUCUACCACACAGCUGUCAUCCUUCUCGCUCGGCCUUACAUCCAGAGUCAAGGGCUUGUAAACUCAGCAGCAGAUCCUUUGGGACAGAAAGCCACAGCCAUCUUCCUUGAAGCUGCGCGAGCCAUACCAUCUUUGGGAGACCAAUAUCGCCGAGUCUUUGGCAGCUUCCGGAGGAGCCCGAUCACGGCAACCUACGCAAACCUUUCCGCGGCGCUGGCUCUACUCAGUCCUCAGAACCAAUACAGGGCUCGGUUUAACCAGGCUGACAAUGCAAAGCUCAAAUCCUGUAUCCAAACAUUGGAAGAGCUCUCAACCGCUUGGAUGCCUCCUGGCAAAUAUCGCUGCAGUCUGUUAAAGACGAUACAAAAUCAUCCGGCAUUUCAGCAACGGGAGACAGCAACUUCAAAUACUUUGACAGGUGAUGACAACGACAACCCUAAUUCCGCUUCUGGCGCAACGCAUAUCAACGACUCGGCGCAACCGGCCAAUGAAUUGGGGGGUGGUCCGUCAGCGGACGAUAUGGGCUGGCCUUCGUGGAUGUCGGUGACCGGAGGUGAGCCAAACAUGGCAGAGCUUUUGGCAACCGCAGAGACACUGCCAUCUCAGCCAGGAAAUAACGUACCAUGGAAACAGUUUGACCUGAAUUGGUUUGGGUGUACAUUGCCGGGGGACUUUUCAUCUAGUUGA
This is a messenger RNA of Fusarium keratoplasticum, 2151 nucleotides long. Its product is annotated as Zn(2)-C6 fungal-type domain-containing protein. The transcript has 6 exons. The record is from RefSeq and is a predicted model, not a curated record. Lineage: Eukaryota; Fungi; Ascomycota; Sordariomycetes; Hypocreales; Nectriaceae. Bases 1 to 2151 code for a protein of 716 amino acids. Gene Ontology annotation, molecular function: zinc ion binding; DNA-binding transcription factor activity, RNA polymerase II-specific; DNA binding. Gene Ontology annotation, biological process: DNA-templated transcription; regulation of DNA-templated transcription.